Molecule: messenger RNA, 1743 nt
Organism: Lachancea mirantina
Lineage: Eukaryota; Fungi; Ascomycota; Saccharomycetes; Saccharomycetales; Saccharomycetaceae
Source: the annotation of a GenBank genome assembly
AUGGCAGGUGAGAAGAGUUUAUGGCGCCGCGGCCUCAAACUGCUGGAAGUUCCCGUGGGCGAAAGAGAGACAUUGAGUGUUUUGAAAAACCCGGACCUGCAGCCCAUUCCGGCCAAGGACCAGCAAUGGGGUUUCUGGUCGAAUUUUGCAUACUGGGGUGUCAUUUCGUUUUCCGUGGGUACCUGGAUUAGUGCCAAUUCAGCGCUUUCGGUAGGUCUCUCUUACGGAGAGACAAUCGGUACUUUUAUCGUUGGUGACGUCGUCACCAUCGUGUUCACGCUGGCCAACUCGUACCAGGGUUACGACUGGAAAGUUGGUUACACGCUGUCACAGCGGUUUGUGUUUGGUAUCUAUGGGUCAGGUCUAGGCAUUUUGGUGCGUAUCUUGAUGAGCGUUGUGAAUUACGGAUCCAACGCUUGGCUGGGCGGGCUUUGUAUCAACAUGAUCCUGGACUCGUGGUCGCACCACUACCUUACGUUACCCAACACGCUUUCAUCCCACGUCGCGAUGACCACCAAACAAGUUAUCGGGUUCAUGAUUUUCCACGUUGUCACAGCGUUCUUCUACUUUGCCAAGCCCAAGAGCAUGAACUACUUUUUGAUUGCAUCCUGUGUCGCGACUUGUUUCGCCAUGAUGGGUAUGAUCAUCUACCUUUGCAAGGAAGCUCACGGUGUAGGCCAACUGCUCAAGACCUCUAAGACGACCGUGUCCGGAUCUACCAGAUCCUGGGCCUGGGUUUACAUGGUUUCCUACUGGUUCGGCUCUGUGUCUCCUGGCUCUACCAAUCAAAGUGACUACUCUCGUUUUGCCUCUUCCAAGACGGCAAUUUACGCGGGAACAAUCUGUGCUCUUUUGAUCCCAACGACUUUAAUUCCUGUUUUCGGCGUCAUUGGUGCCUCUACCACAGCCCAGCUUUAUGGUGAUGCGCUAUGGAUGCCAAUGGACAUCACUGAGUACUGGUUGACGACUAAUUAUUCCUCGGGAGCUAGAGCUGCUUCUUUCUUCUGCGGAUUAGCUUUCACUUGUUCCCAGAUUGCUUAUACGAUAUCCAACUGUGGUUUUGCUGCCGGUAUGGACUUGAGUGGUGUUCUCCCCAAAUACAUCAACAUUUUUAGAGGUGCCAUAUUCUGCGCGGUUGUGUCCUUUGCCGUCCAGCCUUGGAAUUUCUACAAUUCUUCCUCUGUGUUUUUGGUUGUCAUGAGUUCGUUCGGUGUCGUCAUGACACCAUUGAUCUCCGUCAUGAUUGCGGACAAUUUCCUUGUCCACAAGCGUCAAUAUUCUGUGUCAGAAGCAUUCAUCCUCAAGGGAGAAUACUACUAUACUCUCGGUGUUAACUGGAGAGCUAUGUUUGCUUUCGUAUGCGGUAUGGCUCCCGGUUUGCCAGGUAUUGCGGGCUACGUCAAUCCAAAUUUGGUGAAAAACAAAGGAAUCAACAACUUCUUCCUCGCCGAUUCGUUCACCUCGUUCUUGAUUUCCUUCUUUACUUACUGGAUUCUAUGUUUGAUCUUCCCUGUGAAAAUCAACGUAAGACAAGACGACAAGGAUUACUAUGGAGGCUUCACUGAUGAGGUGGCCAGAAAGAAGGGAAUGAUACCUUAUAGCGAGCUCACUCCAGAAGAAGUCGACGUAUUGCAUUACCGCGAAAGAAAGGCAAGCUCAUCUGAGGAUGCCAAUUCCGACGUAAGUAAAGAGACGGACAGGGUUGAAGUUCAUGGCGAUGACGGCCUUGAAAAGAAUCAGUAA